Messenger RNA from Funneliformis mosseae, 298 nucleotides. The record is from the annotation of a GenBank genome assembly. NCBI's taxonomy places the organism in Eukaryota, Fungi, Glomeromycota, Glomeromycetes, Glomerales, Glomeraceae.
CAACGUCAAAUUCCGACGGAGAUAUGAUGAAGCUGACGACGACAUUUUCGAAGACGCUUCGUCAUAUGAUGGUAAUAUUUCCUAUCAUGAUGAAAAUAGUCAUAAUAUCACAUAUCCACAACAUGUUGGUUUAAAUAACGACCUACGACUCCAAACCUUUCGCACUCUUGAUUAUGAUAACACCGAUAUCAAUUAUUACCAGGAAUUCGAGGGAGAUAUUCAAAGCACACAGCAACAAACGACUUUUUAUAUCGACAAAAUAAUUUCGAUAACGAUUCAAUUUAAGCCAUGUUUAUAG